AAUGUUUCUUAACCUCAAUUUUUAAGUGUUACUAUGGUGUUCUUUUUACACUGCAUCAUAUUUAUAAUUACUAGUGUAAUUGUAUUUAUGUUUUCUAGCUAUCUUAAUUUUACAUAUUUUUUUGAUAUUUAUAAACAAUGGUAUUUUAAUGACAUUAAUGAUUUCCAAUUGUACGAUUUUAUUAUUGUUGGAGCUGGUACUGCAGGUGCAACUUUAACUGCAAGAUUAACUGAAGAUGGAUAUAAAAUAUUGUUACUGGAAGCUGGAGGAGCUGCACCACCUUUUUCGGAUAUUCCAUUGUUAGCUCCUCUUAUUCAAAAUACUCCAUAUGACUGGCAAUACAUUACUGUACCACAACAGAAUGCUUGCAAGGGUUUAAAGAAUAAUCAAAGCAAGUGGCCAAUGGGUAAAAUCUUUGGUGGAACUAGUAGAUUAAAUUAUAUGCUCUAUGUACGAGGACAUCCCUUGGAUUAUGAUUGGUUUCCAAAUUUGAUUGAACCUAUUAAAAGAAAUAAUACAAUGCAUAUAAGUGAUUUGGAAUGGAAUACUGGUCUUGCUGAUAUAAUUUUAAAAGGAUUGCAGGAAUUGAAUCAAGAUAUUGGCAAUAUCAAUGAUAAUUUCAAAAAUGGUUUCAUGAAAGCACAAUUAUUUAUGGAAAAUGGGAAACGGUGGAGCACAGAUAAAUUAUUAUAUAAAUAUUUAAAAAAUAAGCUGACCAUUAUUACUCAUGCUCAUGUUGAGAAAGUGUUAAUGGAAUCAAACAGAGCAAUAGGAGUGCAGUUUAUUGCAUUAAAUAAGACAUUUAAAGCAAUUGCAAAAAGAGAUGUCAUUCUCUGUGCUGGUGCAAUUGGUACACCAAAAAUAUUAAUGCUUUCUGGUAUUGGGCCAAAAAAACAUUUGGAAGAUUUAAAAAUAAAUGUUAUUAAAGAUUUACCAGUUGGUCAACAUUUAGUAGAUCAUGUACUUACUGGGAUUGAUCUAAUUAUGCUUAAUAAAAGUACAGGUUUCAGUAUGACUAGUACUUUGAAUCCUAUGUCAGCAUUAAAUUAUUUUCUUUUCGGAAAAGGACCUUGGACAUUCACAGGAGUUGAAGUUUUGGGUACAUUUCAUAGCUCUAUGCAGAAAAAUACAUCAAGUAUACCAGAUUUACAAAUAAUGGUAAUGCCACUUGGGUUAUCAAGGGAUAAUGGUGUUGUUUUAAAAGAAGCUAUGGGAAUUUCUGAUGAGGUAUACAACGAAUACUUUGCCCCUAAUUCAUAUAAAAACACAAUAACUAUUGCUCCAGUGUUAUUACAUCCAAAAAGCGAGGGAGAAAUUAAAUUAAGAAGUAAUAAUUCUUUUGAGUUACCUUUAAUUGAUCCAAAAUAUUUUUCAAAUAUGGAUGAUAUUGCAACUCUUAUAGAUGGAUUGCAAUUUAUAAAGAAACUUGUUGAAACAAAUGCUAUGAAAAGUAUUGGUGCAUUUAUUUAUAAAAAACAUUUUCCUGGUUGUGAAAAUGAAACAUUUGAUAGCAUAAAAUAUUGGGAAUGUUACAUACAACAUUUAACUUUAACUUCAUAUCAUCCUGCUGGUACAUGUCGAAUGGGUGAUGUUGUUGAUGAAAUGUUUAAGGUUUAUGGUACAAAAAAUUUAUAUGUAGUUGAUGCAUCUGUACUUCCAGUUUUACCAAGUGGUAAUAUCAAUGCUGCAAUUAUAAUGAUUGCUGAAAAAGCAGCACAUAUAAUUAAACAAAAUGCAAAAGUUGUAAAUUAUACAAAAUGUUCUAAAUCAUAUAACUAUUAUUAUAUAUUUAACCAUUAAUAUGUAAUGAUAUUAAUUAAUAGUGUAUAUAAGAAAUAAUUUAUUGAAUGUU
This is a messenger RNA of Frieseomelitta varia, 1852 nucleotides long. Its product is annotated as glucose dehydrogenase [FAD, quinone]-like. NCBI's taxonomy places the organism in Eukaryota, Metazoa, Arthropoda, Insecta, Hymenoptera, Apidae. The transcript has 11 exons. The coding region runs from base 34 to 1800 and encodes 588 amino acids. Gene Ontology annotation, molecular function: flavin adenine dinucleotide binding; ecdysone oxidase activity. The record is from RefSeq and is a predicted model, not a curated record.